AUGGCUAUCUUAACAGUGGGUUCAGUAGCAGCACAAACCAACAUCAGCACAGACCAGUCCGCUCUUCUUGCUCUCAAAUCCCAUAUAACUAUUGACGCUCAAAACAUCUUGACAACCAACUGGUCUAACUCCAAUUCCGACAUUUGCAACUGGGUUGGCGUUACUUGCGGUGUACACCACCUUAGAGUGACAGCCUUGAAUCUCUCCUACAUGGGUCUCACGGGCACCAUUCCUCCCCACCUUGGCAACCUCUCAUUUCUUGUUGGUCUUGAAUUUAGAAACAACAGUUUUGGUGGUACCUUGCCCACAGAGUUGUCUCAUCUACGAAGAUUGAAGUUUAUUAGCUUUAGAUUCAACGAGUUUAAAGGAACCAUACCAUCAUGGUUUGGUUCGUUAUCUAAACUUCAAACACUCGAUCUGUAUGGUAAUCAAUUUUCAGGUUCCAUACCAAAUGCUAUAUUCAACUUAUCUGCACUGCAAGUACUUAAUCUUAGAAACAAUGAGCUAUCCGGUACCAUACCAAGAGAAGUCGAGAAGUUAACAAUGUUGCAGGAGAUGUUACUUGGAUAUAACAAUUUCGAAGGUAGCAUAGCAAGAGAAAUUGGAAACUUAACCAUGCUCAAGAGGAUAUUCCUUGACUUUAACAUGUUCGAAGAACCAACAUCUUUUAGAAAGGCAUCAACAAUCCCACAAUGGCAAGCAGCAAUGCAAAAAGAGUAUGAUUCAUUAAGAGCUCGGAGAACUUGGGUUUUGGUUGCAUAUCCAGAAGAUAGAGCUAUAGUUGGAAACAAGUGGGUCCAUAAAGUAAAGAAGUAUUCUGAUGCUUUGGCUGCUAUGAAUCAUUGGAAUCUUAGACAAGUGGACAUUAAAAAUGCUUUUCUUCAUGGAGAUUUGCAAGAGGAAGUAUACAUGAAGCAACCUCAAGGAUUUGUUGGUUCUAAUUCUAAUAAGAUACAAGGAGUGAUUCAUGAGUUAUCUACAGUGUUUGAUUUGAAAGACAUGGAAAUCCCAAACUUGAUUGGCAGUAAAGAUCAGGUGGAAAGGUUGUUUGUGCAGGGUAAUGCCCUAAAAGGUCAUAUUCCUAUUGUUGUCUUCAACAUGUCCUCUUUGACAAUUUUGGCUCUAGCCCAAAACAACUUAAGUGGUAGUUUGCCAGACAAUAUAUGCCAGCAUCUUCCAGGUAUUCAGCUGUUGAAUUUGGUGAACAACCAAUUUGAUGGUCCACUUCCACACAAGUUAUGGCAGUGCGCGGAGCUUCUUAAUUUGGUAUUGGCCUUCAACAAUUUCAAUGGAAGCAUACCAAGAACUAUUGGGAACUUGACCAAGUUAACAGAGCUUGAUAUUUCCAACACCACCUUGACAGGUACUAUACCGUCUGAAGUUGGCGAUCUUCAAAAUCUACAGUAUUUGUUACUCAAUAUGAACAAUCUCAAUGGCCCCAUUCCGUCCACAAUCUUCAAUAUGUCUAAGCUGAUAGAAAUUUCACUUGUUGGUAAUCAACUCUCAGGCAGCCUCCCAGCAGACAUAGGCCUUGGAAUUCCAAACCUAAAAUGGAUAGUAGUAGGAAUGAAUAAACUCAGCGGAGUAAUUCCCAACUCUAUCUCCAAUGCUUCAAAGCUUACUUACGUAGACAUGACUGACAACUCUUUUUCUGGGUUUAUUCCUAACAAGCUAUGUGCCUUAACAAACCUUGAGUAUCUUGGCUUAUACCAGAAUAAUUUGACGGUUGACACUUCAACUCCAGAAUUGAACAUCCUUUCUUGUUUCACUAAUCUUAGAUAUCUUAGGGUAUUCAUCCUGGGACGUAAUCCAUUAAACACUCCUCUACCUAUUUCCUUUCGGAAUCUCUCUACAUCGCUUCAAAAACUAUCUUUAAGUGAAGGAAAAUUGAAGGGUAGCAUUCCCAAUGAAAUUGGCAACUUGAGCAGCUUGAUAUAUUUAAACCUGGAACUCAAUCAAUUGAGUGGGUUAAUUCCAAUUUCUAUUGGAAGACUAGGGAGUCUCCAAGGUUUGUAUUUGUUAGGUAACAAGUUGCAAGGACAUAUCCCCAAUGAACUUUGUCAACUAACCAGACUAGCUGAUUUAGUUUUAGGUUCUAAUCAACUUUCUGGUUUUAUACCUUCAUGCUUUGGUAAUCUAGCUGCAAAUCUUAGAAAGCUAUCAUUAAAGUCCAAUUUGUUAACUUCUACAAUACCAUCUACUUUGUGGAGGCUUGAACAAGUCUGGUACUUUGACUUGUCAUCCAAUAUUCUAAACGGAUCUCUGUCACAAGAUAUUGGCAAGUUGAAAGUUCUGUCGUACUUGGAUUUAUCAAGCAACCAUUUAUUUGGUAUUAUACCAAGCAGCAUUGGGGAUCUUCUAGAUUUGGUUACUAUGUCCUUGGCAAAGAAUUAUUUAGAAGGCCCUAUUCCUAGUUCAUUCGGCAGCUUAAAAGGCUUGGUACACUUAAAUUUAUCCAAGAACAAUUUGACUGAAGCAAUUCCAAAGUCUCUAGAAGCACUCUUGAAUCUGAAGUACCUGAAUUUGUCUUUCAACAAACUCCAAGGGGAAAUUCCAGAAGGCGGACCUUUCACAAACUUCUCUGCUCUAUCAUUUGUCUCGAAUAAGGCGUUGUGUGGCGCAGCUCGACUCCAUGUCCCACCAUGCAAAAAUAAUACACUUCAACCAAGUUCAAGGAAAGCUAGUUCGUCCAACUUGAAAUAUAUUAUUCCAGCAAUAAUAAUAGCAACGGUAUUCCUAGCCUUUGUAGCUAUAUUUAUACUGCAUAGGAAAAGGAAAGUUGAAGUUGCCACAGAGGCUACCUUGUUACCUCUAUCUCUUUGGAGAAGAGUUUCACACCUUGAACUUCUAAGGGCGACAAAUGGAUUUAACAAUAGCAACUUACUUGGAAGGGGGGGUUUUGGCUCAGUAUAUAAGGGAACAUUGUCAGAUGGGAUAGAUGUUGCAGUAAAGAUUUUUGAUUUGCAGCUAGAAGGGGCUUUCAAGAGUUUUGAGAGGGAAUGUGAAAUGCUAAGCAAUAUUCGGCACCGAAAUCUUAUCAAAAUCAUCAGCUGUUGCAGCCAGUUGGAUUUCAAAGGCUUGGUACUGAACUACAUGCCUAAUGGGAGCCUUGAGAAGUGGUUGUAUUCUCAAAACUCUUCUUUUGAUAUCCUAAAGAGAUUGAAUAUAAUGGUAGAUGUUGCAUUGGCAUUGGAAUACCUACACCAUGGUUAUUCAGUACCAAUUGUCCAUUGUGAUUUGAAGCCAAGCAAUAUACUACUAGAUGAUGAUAUGGUUGCACAUGUUGCGGAUUUUGGCAUUGCAAAACUCUUGGGUUUAGGGGAUUCCAUGACCCGAACAAUGACCCUAGCCACAGUUGGGUAUAUGGCCCCAGAGUAUGGAAUGGCUGGAAUUGUUUCGACGCAAGGGGAUAUAUACAGUUUUGGUAUUGUAGUCAUGGAAACAUUCACAAAAAUGAAGCCUACAAAUGAGAUGUUUGUUGAGGAAAUGAAUCUAAAACAAUGGGUUGCAAAUUCACUAUUAUCAGAAACAAUAGCUGAAGUUGUGGAUGCCACUCUACUGGUAGCAAAAGAGGAAGAUCAUGAUUAUGUGACUAAGAUAGAUUGUUUAUCGUCGAUUAUGCGAUUAGCUCUUGCUUGCUGUGCGGAGCCACUGGACGAGAGAAUAAACAUGCAAGAAGUUGUAGCCACGCUCAAAAAAAUCAAAAUCAAGUUUUUGAAGGAUGUUGGAAGAAGAGUGUUGUUGAACCGUCCUCGUGUUCAAGCACUUUGA
Molecule: messenger RNA, 3771 nt
Organism: Pyrus x bretschneideri (Chinese white pear)
Lineage: Eukaryota; Viridiplantae; Streptophyta; Magnoliopsida; Rosales; Rosaceae
Product: probable LRR receptor-like serine/threonine-protein kinase At3g47570
Exons: 8
Coding region: 1-3771 (1256 amino acids)
Biological process (GO): protein phosphorylation
Molecular function (GO): protein binding; ATP binding; protein kinase activity
Source: RefSeq, a predicted model, not a curated record